AUGGAAGACGCAGGUUUCGUUUCUCAGCGCCAAGUCUCUCUCACGUCAACCAUCGCAUGUCAUCACAAUUUCAUACACCACUUAUCGAAGAAUACGAUAUCAACUGCACACAACAAACUCUCACUCCACCAUCUAUCAAUGGUGCCGGGUCUCCAGCAGAUACUUCUCAAUUUCCUGUUGUCUGGUCAAGUUUUCUCUUGUGGCCUCGUUGCGCCGGGGCUUGAGGCGUUGUACAUGGACACCACUGGCACUCUUCACGUAAGUGUAGGCCGAGAUGCAGAGGAGGUACUGAAUUCUCACUGCAUGACUCGAGUGUCUCCGCCGAUGCAGCUUUUUACAUCGGAUAGUCCAAGACCUUCGAGCAGUCAGGCUGUCGGAUUCUCGACUUGGUGUAGCUCCAAGCUCUUUUUCCGUCUGCGGAUGUACCAGUUUACACUCUUCCAUUCACGCUCACACACUCCAUGUGAUUGGACGUGCAGAUCACCACGCGUCUAA
Somion occarium is the source of this 495-nucleotide messenger RNA. Lineage: Eukaryota; Fungi; Basidiomycota; Agaricomycetes; Polyporales; Cerrenaceae. The record is from the annotation of a GenBank genome assembly.